Colletotrichum orchidophilum is the source of this 1104-nucleotide messenger RNA. RefSeq lists its product as uncharacterized. The record is from RefSeq and is a predicted model, not a curated record. The transcript is spliced from 4 exons. NCBI's taxonomy places the organism in Eukaryota, Fungi, Ascomycota, Sordariomycetes, Glomerellales, Glomerellaceae. Bases 1 to 1104 code for a protein of 367 amino acids.
AUGACGUUACAGGUUCAUGCGGCGAGGGGCAGCAGAGAAAGACAGAUGGGGAGAGGCUCGGAUGAGUUUGGCGGGAGACGGACUGAAUGUAUUGUGGUUCGCGAGGAGCGCGAGGAGACGAGGAACUGGGAACUAGCAACAAAGGCCCGAGGCCGCUUCGAGGAAGCGGUCGGCGAAUGUUUUCUGCAAGGAUUAGCAUUCCGCAAUCGCCCCAAGGAUCGGAGUGACAUCAAUGCGUCGGGGCUCGAAAUUAUGUGUCAGCAGAACUCGAUUCGACGAUACGACGUCGUCCACGGGUCGUCCACGGGCAGAGCCGACCGGGAUGCUUUGUCUGCGGUUACGUACUGUUACCUGAUUGCCAUGUUCCUUUCCGGCCAAGGAACGCCAGCGGUCAGAGACUCAGUCACUCAGAGAGAUACGAGGUCGAGCCGACGCCGCGACGUGGAUAUCGGCAAAACCGUCCCGCGGCCAACAUUAGAGCUAGUCCUGAUUCGGCAUCUGCUGGCUCACCGCCUUGGAUGGUCACCGCGAUUCUACCUGCAAAUCUUCAGCGCCAAUGCGGUGCUUCCCGCCCAGUGUCUCCAGCCGAUCGGCAAAACACAAGCUGUGGCUCAUUUCUUCAUGGCGUCCCUGACGGCUCAUCACCUCACCCCGCCUCCCACUGCAUUGCUGCCAUUCGUCGGCAUCAACACCUUCCGUCGUCGUUUCUUUAACUCGUCAGCCUUACUUGCACCGGAGCCCAUCACCGAAGCACAAGUGAUUCACCACCUGUCCGCACCGGUUUCCACCAGAACAACAGCGGCAAACAACGCACAGGUCUUCCAUGUUGACAAAAUCCUCCAAGAUGGCGCCGAGAACACCACCUUUGCCUUGCCCUCAUUUCCCAUCUCAGAUAAUGCCAACGACAACGAGUUUCCUCGAGAAUAUCUCUAUGACUACUACCUUGACCAAAACGAGUUUCCUAAUCUAGUUGGUGAUAUCGACACAGGCUACCAGUGGGCCGAAACUAAGUUAGGAAAAGGUGGACCACUGCGCUGCUGCGUGGCUGGCCGCCCACAACCGUCAUAUAAGGUGAUGCUGACGAUGACCUUCACCUCUAUGUGA